UGGCGCUCUAACGACUGCCCCGCCAAUCGUAACGCACCUGCCCAUUAACGUCGAUACGUUUGAUGUAUUCUUAAGGUGGGAGACACGCCAAUCAGUACAGGUAGGUACCACGGACCGUCCAUGCUCUCAACUGUUAUGUACCUCUUAUAUGUACUAAACGCAAUCGCACGUUCUCAGGUUCUUAGCUUCUCUGACACACAUAACCAACCUUGGAACCUGGGCAGCUCCACCGAAACUGCCUUCCCCCUCCUACCUCCUCGUCACUCCCAUCUUUCCCACUCCUCACUCUCUCAUCUUCCAACCUCAACGACGUCGGCGAUCUGGGGAACUCGUUCAAUAUCACCGAGUCAUUCAUUUUCCAUUAAAUUCGCAUACCCUAUGUUUCCGAUUUAUCCUGCCAUAUAACUGGGAACCAUCCGAUAGUCUCGAGGCGUUCAUUCGGCACUCAAGGCUCGGCAACCACCAACUAUUGUUCUUCCGCCGGCUUCUAGAAC
Annulohypoxylon truncatum is the source of this 494-nucleotide messenger RNA. RefSeq lists its product as uncharacterized. The record is from RefSeq and is a predicted model, not a curated record. Lineage: Eukaryota; Fungi; Ascomycota; Sordariomycetes; Xylariales; Hypoxylaceae. The transcript has a single exon. Bases 121 to 405 code for a protein of 94 amino acids.